UGCGCUGUACUUUUUGUCUUAAAAAAAUGAUUUCAACCCCACUCUUAUUAUUAAUCUUUUUGACUCUAUCUCUGACUCUGCACUCCCCGUAUUCCCUCCAUUUCCAAUCGACAGAUCGCCGGAGAUGGCUGCGUCGGCGCCUCCGACGGCGGCCGCAGAAGAGAAACGGAUUGAGGUACUGACAUUUCCGAUACUUCUGUCCGAACAAAUCAAGGACUCAGUCAAGGAGGCAGACGCCUUCAAAUUGGAGUGCUUCGAGAUCGGCAAACAAGUCGAUCGUCUCUCCCAGAUGCUCCGCUCCGUCGCCCGUCUCUGUACCUCCAUAUCUGGCCCCGUCUAUGAGAAGCCGAUCCGGAGGAUUGUCACGGAGGUUUCGAAAAAUCUGGACCGGGCGCUAACCCUAGUCCGGAAGUGUAAGCGGCGAAACGUCCUCCGCCGCGUUGUCACCAUCGUGUCCGCCGCGGAUUUCCGGAAAGUUCUCAGCCUCCUGGAGUCUUCUGUUGCCGAUAUGAAGUGGCUGCUUACCAUAUUCGACUGUGACGGCGGCGGUGGAGGUAUUGUUUUGUCCCUUCCCCCAAUUGCCAGCAACGACCCGAUUGUGUCUUGGGUUUGGUCUUACAUUUCUUCUUUGCAUUUGGGUCAGUUGAAUGAUAGGAUCGAAGCCGCUAAUGAAUUAUCUUCGUUGGCUAAAGAUAAUGAUAGAAACAAGAAAAUUAUUGUAGAAGAAGGUGGAAUUUCACCUUUGUUGAAGCUUUUAAAGGACAGUUCAUCUCCGGAAGCUCAAGUUGCUGCUUCAAUUGCGCUGUUUAACAUUGCAAACGAUGAAGAAAGGGUUCGGGCCAUUAUUGAUCAGAUGGGGAUUCCAAUUAUCGUUCAAGUGUUGGGAGAUUCCCCUAUGAGGGUUCAAAUUUGGGUGGCGAAUUUAGUCGCGAGGAUGGCAGAAUAUAGCCCACUUGCUCAGGAAGAGUUUGCCAGGGAGAAUGUGAUCAGACCAUUGGUGACUUUGAUGGCAUAUGAUAUCCUCAUGGACGAUUUGAAAUUGAAAGUUGGCAAGCAAAGCAUCCACUCCAUUGUGCAAAUUAACAAGGAAAUGGAGAAGAAAUCAUUGGGAUCCUACAGCUAUAAGCACACCCUGGGAUCGCCACUGUCGAGGCAUUUUUCAGAGGGUAGUAGCCGGGGUGGGAAUCACAGGAAAGAGAGAGAAAACGAGAAGCAGGAAGUGAAACUGAAGUUGAAGGUCAGCUGUGCAGAGGCACUGUGGAUGCUCGCGAAGGGGAGUAUCUCAAACAGCAGAAGGAUAACCGAAACUAGAGGGCUACUAUGUUUAGCCAAGCUUGUUGAAACAGAGCAAGGGGAAUUGCAACUAAACUGCCUGAUGACAAUAAUGGAAAUAACUGCUGCUGCGGAAUCUGAUGCUGACCUUAGAAGGGCCGCUUUCAGGACGAAUUCUCCUGCUGCAAAGGCUGUUGUAGACCAGCUGCUGCAGGUGAUCAAGGAAUCAAACAGUCCGAAAAUGCAAGUCUCGGCAAUCCGGUCAAUUGGCUGUCUUGCCAGAACAUUUCCUGCAAGAGAGACGCGGGUAAUUGGCCCUCUAGUUGAGCAACUAAGUAACAGGAAUCUUGAUGUCGCCGCAGAAGCUGCAAAUUCACUUGGCAAGUUUGCGUGCAGUAAAAACUUUUUACACGCGGAGCAUUCGAAGACGAUUGUGGAAUUCAACGCAGUCCCCCCUCUCAUGAGACUUCUGAGAGGGAAUGAACGGUCCCAGUUCCGUGGGUUUGUCCUCCUCUGUUACCUUGCUUCGCACGCUAGCAAUAACGAUGCUCUGGACCAAGCCCGGGUCCGGACUGUCCUUGAGGGGGCAGACCGCGCGUUAUUCAUCCAACAUCCUGAGCUGAGAGAAUUAAUGUCGAACGCGACAUACCACCUUAAUGUUUAUCACUCUGGAUUGCUUCCUCAGCAUCAGUCUUUUUCUCCUUAGUGUAAAGUUGUACUGUACAUGGAAAUUCAUUGAUUCAGAAGACAGUGGGUGGUGUUAUGAUGGUAGAAGAAGAGGUGUACUUUGCCAAUGUACUUUAAGUGUCUUUUGAUAAACUUGCUAGCUCAUGCAUAUUGUAGUGGAGUGGUUAUUUUUUUGUGUUGAUUUCUUGUUUUGUGAAGGGAAUAAAAAAUGGUUCUAUUC
Messenger RNA from Cuscuta campestris, 2179 nucleotides. The record is from the annotation of a GenBank genome assembly. NCBI's taxonomy places the organism in Eukaryota, Viridiplantae, Streptophyta, Magnoliopsida, Solanales, Convolvulaceae.